AUAAUCGUCAGUAGAUAGUAAGGCAUCUAUAAACAGGAAUUACGAAACUAUCUAUAUUUCAUAUGAAGUCAUGUGAAUAUCGCUUUUUAUUUAUAAAAAAAAAAAAAAAAAAAUAAUAAUAACAAGAUGGCAGAGAGUGAAAAACAAGCUGCCGAGAAACAAGAAGAAAAAGAAGAACAUAUUUCUAAAUCUGAAUACAAUAAGAACGAUAAUAUUUUCAUUUCUAGCAAUGAAGAACAAAUUGACUAUGUAAUUUACACGCAUCCUAUAGUGAGUAAAAAAAAAGGUUACAUUGAUUUGACAAAUUAUAUACGAAAUUAUCGAGAUAUGGAAGCUCGUGCUAAUGUCCAACGAAGUAAACGUCAGUUUAUGCAAAAAUCGAAGGGCUUUACAAAUAUAGAGGACGAUUCAGGAAAACGAGAAAAUGGUAAAAAUGUUUCGUCAACGUUUACGGACGAAACUGAUGCUGAAAAAUAUACGAAGGAAUCUAAGAAAACGAUCGGAAAAAUAACGGAGAUACAUGAGAGCGAUAAAAUUGACAGUUCGAAUGCAACACAUAAGGAUGGAGACGUUUCGAUGGAAAAUAUCCCUGUUGGAGAUGACAUGGAAAAUGUUUCGGAACAGACCAACAUACUGCCAGAGGAAGCAUACAUCCAACAUAUGGAACGUGUCAUCGCAUCAAAGACUCUUCCAUCACGAAAAAUGGAAAUUCUCGAAAAUUUAUACGCCAAUUAUAACUCAGAUAAGAAGAAGAAGAAUAAAACGUCUACGAUAGAGAAAAUUCAUAUUGAAACUGACGUUAGUACUUUGAAACCUAGUGAAAGUAAAAUUGUUACUCAAGAACAAAUGGAACAAGUAUCGACAAGUGAAAAGGGGAAAGCUAUUCUUAUUUCCAGUUCCAAGGACAUUGAUAAUGUUCAUCAAUCGAAAAUGCAGGACAUAAUAACUGAGAACCAUAUUUCAACUGAGUCAUCAAUUUCUAUUGUUGAGAAUGACAAUAGAAAAUUGGAAUCGUUGAAAAGUGAUUCGUUAGGGAAAAAAGGUGAAAUUUUAACGAGCACACCGAACACCACGAGUGUUGUCGACAAAAUCAAUGCUACUACUUCUAAUCUCGAUAAUACAAAGAAUAAUGAUGAUUCAUAUGAACAAACUUUUAUAACUAUAGACAAUCCUUUUUCUGAUUUUACCCUACAAACGAACAAACUUGAUACAAAUGUAGAAAAUAGUUUAAUCGCAGAACGAUAUAACUUUACAGAUAUUAGUGAAAAUUCAGCAAGUAAUUUAAUAUCAUACAACAGUGAAAAUGUAACACUGAAAGAAUCUAAAAUCAUAGAUUUUUCUGAACAAAAUGAUACCACAACAACCGAUAUGACAAAUCUUUUACAAUGCACUUGCACUGAUCUAAGAACAGAUACAACGAAUAAUGAACAUGAUGAUAAUAACAACAACAACAAUAACAACAACAACAACAACAAUGAUAAUGUAUCGAUAAUUGAACGAAUCCGCAGAUAUUUUUUAUCUUUAUUGAUAGAUUACUUGCUAUCUUCGCAAAUACCGAAGAUUAAGAAUCAAAUUUGCCUUUAUCAUUGAUAUAUCAAUUCAAUCUCAACAUGAAAUAACUUUUUUUUAUCAGAAUUUGAAGAUUGACAAAAGGAAAGAAAAAAAAAAUGAUAUUAUCACGAAUGUCUGUUUUAUCGAAAAAAAUUGUUAAUUACAAGUCCAAAAUGAAAGGGAAAGGCCCCGGGGGGAUUCGAACCCCCGAUCUCCUGUUUACUAGACAGGCGCUUUAACCAACUAAGCCACGGCGCCUUCGAUGGACGCUAGUUCUGAACUAUUCAAUUUAU
This is a messenger RNA of Polistes dominula (European paper wasp), 1844 nucleotides long. RefSeq lists its product as uncharacterized. Lineage: Eukaryota; Metazoa; Arthropoda; Insecta; Hymenoptera; Vespidae. The record is from RefSeq and is a predicted model, not a curated record.